GAGUGCGAGUUCGGGUGUCUGGGGCGGACAGCAGGGCAGAAAGGAGAUUGCGGGCGCACUCUGAGGCGACAUGAGAAGAGUUGCACGGCCGAGAAGGGAGCGUUGAGCAAGGCGGCAGUCAGCAUCGCUUUCCGGGGGACAGAGUUGCGGCAGGCCAGCGAGCAGACAUCAGCUCCGGGAGCAGAGCUCCGGUUCGUGGACGUGACGUGGAUCGUAUUUUGGCGCAGUAUAGUUUGCUUGUCGGUCAAGAUGAAGCGUCAGUCACCACCACAGCAAAAUAGGAGGAGGAGCAAGCAGCACCAGAAAACUCCGCCCAUGACGUCAGCAUCAGUAGGUCCCAGCAUGUCCCGGUCCACGCACGUGAAGGCCUCGGACUCGUCAACGCAGGAUCCUGUAGCUCAGCUUCUCUGCAUGCUGGAGCAGGAUAGCCAGGUGUUAAUGUCGGUGCCAGAGGCUGCGCUUGACGGGGCUUCACAGUACUGGGCUCCUUCAUACGCACCGUCCACUGAUCAUAAUCUCACAAGGGACAUCCCGCCAUCCGUGCAAGAACAGCAGGCUAACAGCACUGGUGUGGAUGUCGUGGAUUAGAAGAUACUGACCACCGCUUCACCUCAUCUGUUACUAUUCGCCUCAAGCUAUGUGUUAACAGUUAGUUGAGAGGCUACUGUAUUUUGAAACUUCCAAGUCCUACAUGGAUAUGUUUUCAACCACUGUGUUAGUGCUGGAAAAUGUGCUCAAAAAUAUUAAAGUGAAAUUUUCUGACUAUGAGUGGGAUGAACUGUGUCACGUAAAAACACAAAUCAAGAGUCAUAUGACUACCAAAUAUUAUCCAUCCCACUCCUACCAGGACAUGUACUGUGGUAGUCUGUGAGUAUUCUAUCAGUGUAUGAUGAUGCUGCUACAGUAAAAAUUGAAAGUGCUGAUGGCUAUAGUAUUUUCAUGCAUCACCCCACUGUUGAUAACUUGUUCAAUUUAGACACGACUCUAACUAGUACGAUAGAGAGACUAAAUAGAUGGUGCCCAUAUGUUCAGGCAGUGUACACUGACAUCAUUAACUGGCUUCACACAUGUAGCAUCCACAUAGAUGAUAUAUACAUACUAAAACAAUGUUCUAUAACACCAGUGCCCAAGUCUUGUGCUAUUCCUCGAAUAAGUGUUGAAAAUGUAGAACUCAAAUUUAGUGAUGGAAUGCCAGACUAUUGUAAUUCACCCAUUACAUUACGACAUAUACGUGCUGAACUUCAAGCAUACAAGAAGCAGCUAUUUUCCAAAUACUGUACUUCGGCAUGAGAAAAAAAUCAGUACAUUCAUUUUUAAGCAGUG
Molecule: messenger RNA, 1323 nt
Organism: Schistocerca gregaria
Lineage: Eukaryota; Metazoa; Arthropoda; Insecta; Orthoptera; Acrididae
Exons: 3
Coding region: 250-588 (112 amino acids)
Source: RefSeq, a predicted model, not a curated record